Nerophis lumbriciformis (worm pipefish) is the source of this 2387-nucleotide messenger RNA. The record is from RefSeq and is a predicted model, not a curated record. Lineage: Eukaryota; Metazoa; Chordata; Actinopteri; Syngnathiformes; Syngnathidae.
UGGAGGGCAGAGGAGUGGAGGGCCAGGGGACUAACCUGGCCAUCAAACGGACUGGAAGCCUCUCCUCUCCUGGGAUCAUGUACCCUCAGGGCAGGCAUCCGGUCCCCUUGCAACCUGGCCAGUCUUUCAAGUUCACCGUCCUGGAAACUCUGGACCGGAUCAAGGAGGAAUUCCAGUUCCUCCAGGCCCAGUAUCACAGCCUCAAGCUGGAGUGUGAGAAACUGGCCAGCGAGAAGACGGAGAUGCAGCGGCACUACAUCAUGUACUACGAAAUGUCCUACGGUCUCAACAUUGAGAUGCACAAACAGGCGGAGAUUGUGAAGCGUCUCAGUGCCAUCUGCGCUCAGAUCAUCCCUUUUCUCUCUCAAGAGCACCAGCAACAAGUGGUGCAAGCAGUGGAGCGGGCCAAGCAGGUCACCAUGGCUGAACUCAAUGCCAUUAUCGGGCAGCAGCAGCUCCAGCACCUGUCCCACCACGCCCCGGGUAUCCCCCUCACGCCGCACCCGUCCGGCUUGUCUCUUGGCGCAGGUGGCUCGGGACUCCUGGCACUGACGGGGGCCUUAGGGGUGUCAGCCCAUCUCGCCGCCAAGGACGAACGCAACCACCUUGACCCAGAACAUCUCAGAGAGGGAGCACCCAGCAGGAGUAAGUCGGCGUCAUCAACAGACAGUCAGGCCCCAGAGGAGCGUCAGGGGCCAUCAGGCGGCUACGCCCCCUCACAGAGUGGAGUGGAGGCCAAGAGGAGACGCUGCGACGACAAAGAGGCCCUCGCGCCACACUCAUAUGACAGUGAUGGAGACAAAAGUGAAGACAAUCUGGUCGUGGAUGUGUCGAAUGAGGAGCCAAAUUCCCCUGUAGGCAGUCCACCUCAUUCUCCCCGAGGGAACGGUUUGGACCGAGCUCCUCCCCUAAGAAAAGAGCUUCCAGGCUCCUCGGGCGCUGCAGAGGCCCCCUCGACCCCGAACCCGUGUAGCCCCGCUCCAGGAAAAGCCAAGGAUCCUGUACAGGUGGAUAAAUCCCAGUCACCCUUGUCCAAGUCCAGCACCCCAUCGCCAUCCCACCGUGAGGCCCUCACACCCGGAGCUCCCGGAGCGCCCGGUCCCAGCACUUCCUGCCUUCGCUUGGUCAGCAAAGCGGCGUCUGCUGCCGACCCCCUCGCACUGCGCAGCCCUAUGUCCGUGCCCCCCGGUUCAUACCCGGCUCAUUUUGGCGUGGUGUCCCACGCAGGACUCAACGGCGAGCUGGCCAGCCCCGGAGGUUUCGGCGGGGCUCUGACUCUCUCGCCCCAAAUCAGCGCAGCCGCCAGCGCCUAUGCUCGAAGCCCCAUGGUGGCUUAUGACUCUCGGUCUCACCUGAGGGCCCCAGGCCUGUCAUCCUCUCUGCCUGGUUCAUCUGGCGGCAAACCGGCUUACUCGUUCCACGUGAGCGCGGACGGGCAAAUGCAGCCAGUGCCCUUCCCGCCGGAUGCCUUACUGGGCCCAGGCAUCCCUCGUCACGCCCGACAGAUCCACAGCCUGAGCCAUGGCGAGGUGGUGUGCGCCGUCACCAUCAGCACCUCCACACGCCACGUCUACACGGGGGGAAAAGGCUGCGUCAAAGUCUGGGACAUCAGCCAGCAGGGCAGCAAAAGUCCAAUGGCCCAGCUUGACUGUCUGAACCGCGAUAACUACAUCCGCUCGUGCAAGAUCCUACCUGAUGGACGCACGCUGAUAGUGGGCGGUGAGGCCAGCACGCUGUCCAUAUGGGACCUGGCCACACCCACUCCUCGCAUCAAAGCCGAACUGACGUCGUCUGCGCCCGCCUGCUACGCUCUGGCCAUUUCGCCCGAUAACAAAGUGUGCUUCUCCUGCUGUAGCGACGGAAAUAUCGUCGUGUGGGACCUGCACAACCAGACACUUGUCAGGCAGUUCCAGGGCCACACGGAUGGAGCCAGCUGCAUCGACAUCUCGAACGACGGCACCAAGCUGUGGACGGGAGGACUCGACAACACGGUGCGCUGCUGGGACUUGAGGGAGGGACGCCAGCUGCAGCAGCAUGACUUCACCUCACAGAUCUUCUCACUGGGUUACUGUCCAACGGGCGAGUGGCUAGCGGUGGGAAUGGAGAGCAGCAACGUGGAAGUCCUUCACGUGUCCAAGCCUGACAAGUACCAGCUGCACCUUCACGAGAGCUGCGUGCUCUCGCUCAAGUUUGCCUACUGCGGCAAGUGGUUUGUGAGCACCGGCAAAGACAACCUGUUGAAUGCGUGGAGGACCCCGUACGGCGCCAGCAUUUUCCAGUCCAAGGAGUCGUCGUCCGUGCUGAGCUGCGACGUGUCCCCGGACGACAAGUACAUUGUGACGGGCUCGGGGGACAAGAAGGCCACCGUCUAUGAGGUGGUCUACUGA